Penicillium cosmopolitanum is the source of this 732-nucleotide messenger RNA. Its product is annotated as YdeI/OmpD-associated family protein. The record is from RefSeq and is a predicted model, not a curated record. The coding region runs from base 1 to 732 and encodes 243 amino acids. The transcript has a single exon. NCBI's taxonomy places the organism in Eukaryota, Fungi, Ascomycota, Eurotiomycetes, Eurotiales, Aspergillaceae.
AUGUCAUCAAAACCACCCCCUACCGAUUUUCCAACAUACGCAUUCCCCACAGCCCAAGCGCUGGAAGAAUUUCUCGAGCGAGAACAUUUAACAGCCCCAGGCUUCCAUCUCAAACUUGCCAAAAAGGCAUCCGGGAUCCAGUCAGUAACCGCCGCAGAAGCAGUAGAGACAGCACUAUGCUUCGGCUGGAUAGACGGACGCGCCAACGGAUUUGAUAAGGACUGGUGGCUUGUACGAUACACGCCGCGUCGGGCGAAGAGUAUCUGGUCCCAGAAGAAUGUGAAUACGAUCAGUCGACUGGUCGAAAUGGGUCGAAUGCGCCCUGCCGGUGUGACUGCUGUGGAGGCUGCGAAGGCUGAUGGGCGCUGGGAGCGUGCUUAUGCUGGGCCUGCGACUAUGACUGUCCCUGAUGAUUUUGCUACGAUUCUGAAGGAGAAUUCGGCUGCGGAGGCUUUCUUUGAAUCGUUGAAUAAGAGUGAUCGGUAUUCGGUGCUGUGGCGCGUUCAAAUAUCGUCCCCAAAGGCGCGAAGUAAGAAGAUUGCGACGUUGGUGGCGAUUCUUGCAAAGGGGGAGGGACUCACGGCAACGAAGUCAUCUUCAACAAAGUCCGAGAAGGCGAAGGUACUAUCUGGUGGGGAUACUGUUAAAAAGAAGUUAAAGAAGGUUGAGAAACCCGUAGUGACGAAGCCGAGGCGUGCUGGUCUUCGGAGUAGUUCAACUUUGACUGAGUGA